AUGCUUAGUCAGUAUAUGAGUAUUUUACCUGAUAAUGGCAAGAAACCUUUUGAUCUCCAAUACCUGUGCCCGUCCUGCAAAAAUGUGUUAAGAGAUCCAAUACAAACCAGCUGCGGACACCGAUACUGCAGGUCUUGUAUAGAGGAGUUGUUAAGGUAAUUUCAAGCUUGAACCUCUCCCUCAGGUCAUUAGACUGAUCGUAAAUAUAAUUAUGUAAUAACAAGCAAACGGAAAUACGAAGAUGUUUCUGAGACAAGCACUUGGGGCGGCAAAUGAAAAAAUGGGAACAAACUUACCUUGAGCCCUAGCUAUAAGUUUAUUUCUAUUUCUAGGUUGGCGUUCAUGGAAUCUCAUAAAUAUCUUGUUAAUUAUUUUUCGUUUCGAUUUUUGAAAGGUCGUCUUCUGGAAAGUGUUUGAUCGAUAACAAACAAAUCAAAAGGAAGGAGGUAUAUAUAUGCUAGUCUCUUGUUCUUGCGGCUUGAUCUUGUAACGCUUUUCAUACAAAUCCGAAGCUUAAGAGGACGGAAAAGAACUUAGGCCUAGCUAGGCCGAACGUCGAACUUUUCAUGAGACGAACCAAACUUACUAAGUUAGGUUCAUGAAAAGCUCGACGUCUGGCUCAGUUAAGUUCGUUUGAAUGAGUUUGGAUCGUCCAACACGUUCAAUCCGUCUGCUUCAGACGAAAAGAACGUCUGAUGUUCGUCUCCGGGACAAACGUCGAUCUUCACAUGCGACGAACUAAUUAAAAGUAAUAAAUUAAAAAUUUGUAUGAUAAUGUAUAUUUAGGCUCGUUUGGCAGAAAAUGUAUUAAAAUUGCUUUUUAGUGUAAUUCAGUUGAUUGGUUCGACGCGUCCUAAGUUUGACGACUGACCCAACAGACGAGGUCGACCCAAAUUAGAGUUUGGUUCUCACCAUGAAAAGUUCGACGUUUGGCCUAGGCCUUACAUUGCCAACAAAACAGAGCAGAAGAUUUAGACUUCAGUGGUGUAGAAAAAAAGAGAACCCGCUUUUUUAAUCCCAUACAGUAGUAUAGAGCAUACUUUUAAUUCAGGUUAAAACUUCUCUUAUCGUAAAAUCACUUAUUUCUUAGAUUUUCGAGGACCAUUUUGCAAGACGCGAGAUUCUGUCGUUACCAGUCCAGUGUACCAACCACAGUGACGGCUGCGACUGGAGAGGGGAAUUAAGACAGCUAGAGGUAUGUUGUAUCACAUCAUCUAAAAUUUUCUACCGUUUCGGUUUUUAUAAAAAAUCUGAAAACAGGAGAUUCCUGAAAGUAACUCUACGAUAUUUUAGUUCACGCAAGCGUCAUUUGAAGUCGUUUUCCCGCACAAGACUGGAAAGUUAGGAUCGCAUUAAGUCUUAUUGCCUUAUACCCCUCCCCCCAAGUAAGGGAAUUUAAGACAGUCUCAGAUCCUGGAUUCCACGCUGUGGAUUCCGGAUUUCAGGUACUGGAUUCCACUCUUUGUCAGUAAAACUUAGAUUCCACUUUCCAGUUGCUGGUCAGAUUCCGGAUUCCUCGAGCUGUAUUCCAAACUCCAAAGCCCAGGAUUCUCGAUCCACAAGUAAAAUUUCGCCGGAUUCAAUUCCGGAUUCCACAAGCAAAAAUGUCCCGAAUUCCUGAUUCCCUUACACGAGGCGACGCUUCUGUCAGCCUUUGACCAGUAUUUUAACAUUUUUUUUUUUUUGUUUACUACUAAAGGUUCACCUGGAAAAGUGCUCAUAUGCAAAGGUUCAGUGUAUGCAUUCUGGGUGCGGAGCCUUAGUACCAAGAGGUGAUUUGCCGCGCCAUCUUACUGAAGAUUGCAACUUCAGGCAGGUUUUUUGUCAGCUGUGCAAACUAGAGACAACCGCUGACCAGUUAAAGGUAACAUUUAUCACUGUGUUUAAUUAGAUUAAGAAGCCAAUGACUUGGGCUAUCAUGGGCUAUCAUGGGAGGGGCAGGUGAUCUCCCGCAAAGCUAGCUGAAAACUUGUGAAUCUUUUUUGGCGAAGAAUCAAUAUUUGGUUCAAAAAAGCCUUCUCCUUUCUGAUUAUGACGAGAUACUGUAUUCCAGGGGUUCCGCAACAUGAUUAUAAGAUUAAUUAUGUUGGAAUAAAUAGUCCAAUAUUGGCAGGUUUCAAUUCAUGUUAUAUAAAAGAUAUUAAGUUACUCUGUCUUUGCAGCAACACCAAGAAACGGACUGUCAGGAGUACAUCGUGGAUUGUCCGAAGUGCUUCGCUGUGAAAAUGCCACGAAAACAGGUAAAAUUGCGAUUAGAUUCAAAUUCCAAAUUUCCUCCAUAAGGCUAAUUUAUUAAGCAACUCACCUCACUUGUAUUGUGCCACACAAUUAAUGGCAAUUCAGCCAUUGUUUAAGGAUAUAAUAAUCUGGUUUGGGAUAAAAUUAUGGUAGUUAACAUGGUGACUUCGAGCGACUUUCCCCUUUUUCAGUAUUGCCUUAGUAUGUUAAGAAUAGUAUGAUUAAGUAGUAUGUAUUAAGUAGUAUGUUUUGAACUAUAUCUCUUUAAACUUAACUCAUGCAUUCUUGGAAGCUCCCGGAGAUUCUUUGAACUGUUUUGCACGGCACUGCCGGUUGUGUUAAAAAAAGAUAAAUGGAAUAACAUAAUUUUUAAUAUUAAUGUACAACAGCUUUCAAGCCACCUGGAUCCUGUCAACGGAGAUUGCGAAGCUUAUGAGGCACCUUGUCCGUUCCACACCAUAGGAUGCCAGGAUGAAGAGGUUGGUCCUGUGAACACAUGCUAUUUUACGUUUGAAAAGCCAAUUUUUUUCCUUCCGCACUACUGUUAAAUCCCUUCAUCACUGUAAAAUGUAAAUACAUACUUACUUCGGUCUCUCAAGGAGAAAAUGAAUUAAAUUAAACCAUGAUAAUCUGGCUUCGGAUCCUCGAAAUACUUGGGGGAAAAGGAUAAAAUUAAAAUCCUGGCUUGAACGAAACAUUUGUGAUGAUAAACCACUUGGUCGGAAGAGAAAAUUAGUACGAUACUGACAAACAAAUUUUUUUGUUGUUCUUUCCCAAGACAUUCAUGCUUUCAAACUUGAGGCAUUCGUCACAAACUCUCUGUUUCAAGCUUACGAACGACGGAUAUUUAGUUCUUCCGUUUUAGGUACCAGUACUACCUCUCUGAAAUCAUAGUAUUUAAAAUCCUUUGCAAAUGAUCGCUAAGAGCAUAACAUUACUCAAAGAGAAAAAUAUUAUAAGUAAAUAAAAUUAAAAUAACGCCCUUGAACAUAGCUAACAAUAUGUAUUUUUUUUUUUGCAUUUUUAUAGCCAAGAAGGAGAAAAGAAAACAAGGAUCAUCAGGAUAAAAUGGUGACAAAACACCUUAACUUCCUCCUGUUAUUUGUGCAACAACUGUCAAAUUUGGUGUAUUCCAAGAUUAAUCAUGCAAAUACAUCAACGGAAAAAUACCGACUCUUGGAAACCAUGGAUACCACAAUUCACAAUUUACUACAAAAAGUAGAAAAUAUCAUAGUAGAACAGUCUGAAAUGUCGUUACUACUUCGAACCCAUGGUACACGUAUUAGUGAUGCUGAAAAGAGCAUUGAACGCCUUUUAAUGGAUAACGUGAUACCUGACAGUCAUCCCUUAAACUCCAUGCAUCAUUGGUCUCAAGACGAUAUAAGUCGUGUAUUGCAUAGGUUGGACAAUGCUGAUGCUAAAACAGCUAAUCAUGAAGUUCUUUUGGUUGAAAUGAACGCAAUGGUGCAAGAAAAGACCAAACAUGUCAAUGCCUUAGAAACUCAGCUUAGAAAUGCAAAUGACGAAAUUAGGAAACUUCAACGGCGAAUGGAAACUUUGGAGUACAAUUCAAGUCUCAGAAACAUCGCUACCGCUGAUUUAGAAGAACAUAUUAGACAGCAGGAGUUUUCGUGCAAUGAUGGUGUCCUUAUAUGGAAGAUCACCGAUUUUGCAAAGCGCAGGAACGAAGCGAUAACUGGUAAACAGGUGUCUUUCUAUAGCCCCUGCUUUUAUACUAGUCGCCAUGGAUACAAAAUGCGCGUGCGCAUCUAUUUAAACGGUGACGGCAUCGGCAAGGGAACGCACAUUUCACUGUUUUUUGCUGUCAUGCGCGGUGAGUACGACGCAAUACUCCGCUGGCCAUUUCAGCAGAAGGUUACGCUCAUGUUACUUGAUCAAAACAAUGUAGAACAUGUAAUCGACGCCUUUAGGCCUGAUCGCAACAGUUCAUCUUUUCAGAGACCAAGAAGAGAAGUAAACAUCGCCAGUGGAUGUCCUACAUUCUGUUCCUUAUCAGAGCUACAUAACCACGCCUAUGUCAAAGACGACACUAUGUUUAUCAAAGUUAUAGUUGAUACCUGCGAUAUAUAA
Molecule: messenger RNA, 4329 nt
Organism: Porites evermanni
Lineage: Eukaryota; Metazoa; Cnidaria; Anthozoa; Scleractinia; Poritidae
Source: the annotation of a GenBank genome assembly